AUGAAUAUGAAAUAUAUUAUAAUGUUUUAUACUUUCCUUCCUUUAAUCUCUGUUCAGUCUAAAAAGCCUUAUAGUACAAGACAGCAAGCCGUAUGGCGACUGGAAUGUGAACUGGGCGUCAUCAAUGAUCUAGAAUGUCCUGUGGAUGGAGGAUGGACUCCUUGGAGCCCUUGGUCACCUUGCCAUGGAGCCUGCGAUGAUAUCGGUCAUCACCGAAGAAUCAGACAGUGCAUUAACCCUUCCCCGUCUCUAGAUGGAUUGCCUUGUAGCGGCUCUGAUGAACAAAUCAAACGCUGUUACCUUACAAAUUGCACUGCCGAUGAUUACCGUAAGCUCGCAGAAAGAGAUUCUGCAAGAUUGGAGGCGUUACAUCAGCUUGAAACUGUACCUGCUCUUAUGGAACGUUGUCUGCAAAUGGAAUGCCCUUUUGAAGCUAUUGAAGCUGCAUUGGCAACUGAUAACACAUGGCAAUUAAAUCCUGAAUCUCUUUGGAAUGCACUGCAAUGCGUCAAACAUAAUAUGGGUUGUCCAGUGGUAGGCGAAUGGGGAUCAUGGGGUACAUGGUCAGCUUGUGAUUCUCGUUGCGGCAAAGGCCUUCGUUGGAGACUCAGACGAUGUGACACUCCGCCACCUUCAGCACAAUAUUUAGUUUGUACAGGAAGCCCACUACAAGUCGAUAAUUGCGAAGGCGAUCAGUGUGCAAUUGAUGGUACAUUUCAUGACAUUGCUGGAACUUGGACGGAGUGGGGACAUUGGUCUGCGUGUUCAGAAAAAUGUGGUAUUGGGGUACGGCGUCGUAGAAGGUCAUGCAAUGAAAAGUACACGCCACGUGAUUUAGAAACUUGGGGCACACAUUGUCAAGGUCAGCACGAUCAAUUAGAGAUUUGUAAAAACAAACAUUGCAUACUAGAUGGAGGAUGGUCUGUUUGGGGCUCUUGGAGUCCUUGCUCUCAAAGUUGUGGUGCGGGAAAACGAUCCAGAAUCAGAUCAUGUACACGACCCAUACCAGCUAAUGGUGGAACCAAUUGCGUUGGUCCUAGAAUAGAAGUCGGAUCGUGUCACUUGGCUCCCUGUGAAGUGCGGUCACAUACUGUAACUAUUUUAAAUGGAGAAUCGUUUCUACAUUACAACUUUGAAAACAAACGAUCAACAUUAUUUCAUUUUUACAUUCGAUUCAUGCCACUGUCACCCCAUGGUACUUUAGUGCGUCGAGGUACAAUACAUAAUCCUCUUGUGCGCCUCAGCUUACAGAAAUGGCAUAUUUGCUUAGAUGCUAAUGGAGCUUCUAAAUCCUGUAGUUUACCCCGAAUUUGUUCAACUGCAAUUAUAGAACCAGCAGUGUGGCAUACAGCUCUCAUCACAGUUACAAGUGAAGCUGCCACUCUCAGACUAGAUGAUGAACCCAUAGUGAUUAGAAGCACAUUUCCUUGCAAUCCAGAGUUACCUUAUGACAUAAUGAAUAUUAUAGUGGGAGAAAAAUUUCAUGGAGAAAUUCAGGAAGUUAUAUUAAACUUCAUUCCAUUAAAACUGCUAAUUGUACCAGGCCAUAAUGUAAAGAAGUCUGAUUUUAAUCCAAUUUCCACAUCUAAUAUAGCUUAUGAAAAAGCUAAUGCAGAAGAAGCAUAUUUGAUACUAAACAAUGAUCAAUAUGUGCGGCUACCAUGUUUCCUCGAUCAAACUGAAUGGCAUUUAGGUCUUACAAUAAAAUCUAAGAGAGAUGUUGGAACAAUUUUAUUUUUACAUGAUGAAUCUAGUAAUAAUUGGCUAUAUAUUAUAUUACAAAAUAAUAGGUUAAAAAUGAAGUUAUCGGUAGGAGACUACCAAACAGAAAGUGGAAGUUCAGCUGAAUAUCCACCUGACCAGUGGCUAGAUAUAUCUGUUUCCAAAAAGAGAGACGCAAGUACAAUUGAGACUGUUAUAAAUGCGGAUGAGCGUCUCCAUGUGACACAUAUAAAUAUAACCUUACACAAGAGACGAGGAAAUCGUAAAUAUUUUCAAAUUUUAUUCAAGAAAGAAAAUUCUAAUAAACGAAUUGAUACAAGUGACAGCAAUGAGCCCAUGUCACUUUUCAUAUGCAACGCUGAAUUUUAUGUAGGUGGUGUUCCCAAAGAAAUAAGGAAAAAUAUACCGGAGGACUUUGUAUCUUAUAAUGGUGUAUUAGCGUCAUUAAAAAUCAACUGUGUACUACAAGAUCUUCAUAGUUUUAGUGUAGAAAGAUAUAAAGAUGAAAUGAUACAAGUAUCAUCUAGGACUGCCAGUAUAUCUGGCUCCUAUCACGAAACCGCUUGGAGUACCUCCAAUCGAUUAAACCUGUCAUGUCUUCAUACACAAUUUGCAAGCUCGCUACAUCCACGGCCUAACUGGUUAUUCUUAGAUACUGCACUACAUGACGUUCUCAGAAACAACAAAGUGCGAUCGAUUGAUGAUGGAAGAGUACUAAGAUUAGUAGCAUCUGCGGAUAAUGAUCUCAGAGGAUUUUACACAUGUCGAGCAUACUUCAACAAAAGAACUCAAAAUAUUGUCACAUAUGGUGUACUUGAGAAAAUUCAGUAUAAACUGAUGGGCCCUGACACUACCACGAUCAUUGCAUUUAUUACUACUUUAGCUCUUGUCAUUGGCACACUUUCCUGGCUGAUUAUCGAGGGUAUUAAUGAUCUCCACAAUGGAUAUGGCUUUUUUAGAGAUGCUCAUUUUUCACCAGAAGAAGAGGCCGAUGCCGUUUGCAAGUAUCUCGUUGAUAACAUAGAUCUGUGUAGCUCUAAAAGUGGCGUUAAGGAUGCCAAAGCUAGGGCGAGACGUAGAGUACAGCGUUUGGCGAGUCAUUCGAGUUUUACCGCGCAAGAACCACGGGGCUUGAUGCAAAUCGAGAAAAAUAAUUCUAAAAAUAAAGUAUUAAGUACAAGCGAGCCCGAUGAUUUACCAGACCUUCCAGAAGUAAAAAGUGUGGCUGAGCCAUCCCAUGAGAUAUAUAGGUACGAGCCAUGCUAUAUAAGCUCACCACGCCACGGUUCAAAUAUCACAUCACCGAGGACUAGAGUGACGUCAUCGUCUUCAUUCGAUGGCAUGACGCCCAGACUUUUGUGUUCCCGGCUUCUCUUGGCUAAAAGGAUGUAUUCAUCGAAAGAAAGCUUACACUCUAGAAACAGUAAGCGUGCAGAUGGCGGCACAAGUGCAGUAUCCCGCAAGACCCGUUCUAAAUUAUUCACUAUAAAAUCCUCGAGAUGUAUGAAUAUAUCACCCGUUCAAAAAAUAUUGCAGAAAUUCCAGGAACUUAAGAAAGAUGAUCCCUAA
Molecule: messenger RNA, 3291 nt
Organism: Galleria mellonella (greater wax moth)
Lineage: Eukaryota; Metazoa; Arthropoda; Insecta; Lepidoptera; Pyralidae
Exons: 1
Source: RefSeq, a predicted model, not a curated record